Molecule: messenger RNA, 1150 nt
Organism: Esox lucius (northern pike)
Lineage: Eukaryota; Metazoa; Chordata; Actinopteri; Esociformes; Esocidae
Product: immunoglobulin lambda-1 light chain
Exons: 4
Coding region: 121-846 (241 amino acids)
Source: RefSeq, a predicted model, not a curated record
CUCUGGUCCUCCCUGCCUGUCUCCUUAUAGGUGGGUCCUUCAGUCUCUCCUCUCCUCACACUCCAACCUGCUCAUCUCUCAUCUGGACAGUAAGGGUUGUUCACAUCACACACUGACAACAUGCUGGGGACACUCUGCACUCUCAUCACUGCUCUAACAUGUGUCAGGGGUGUGACUGUGGUGACACAGAAGCCUCCUGUUGUGACAGUGAGGAAAGGAGAGAUGGUCACUAUGGACUGUAAUCUGGGGACUGUUACUACUAGUGCUGCUCGUUGGUAUAAACAGGUUCCAGGAGGAGUUCCUCAGUUUAUUUUGUUUUUCUACCACACUAACAGUGCUCCUACCUAUGGUUCUGGUUUCUCCUCUCCUAAAUUCACAUCUAAUCAUCAGUCUACAUCAGAUUACCGUUUGAUUAUUAAUAAUGUGGAGGAGUCAGACUCAGCAGUGUAUUACUGUCAUACAUGGGACAGCUCUGCUAAAGAAGAAGUAUUCGGACAAGGAACCAAGCUCAUUGUCACUGACUCUACUCUCCCUCCACCUGUCUUGACCAUCCUCCCUCCAUCCAGUGAUGAGGUGAAGUCCAGUAAAGUCACCCUGGUGUGUCUGGCCAGUCAGAUGGCCAUGGGCUACGCUGAUGUCAGCUGGACCGCGGGUGGGAGUCCAGUCACCAGUAACAUCGUUACCAGUACUGCUGUACCACAAGAUGACAAGACGUUCCAACUCAGCAGCUAUUUGACCAUUGACACGUCAGAAUGGAACCAGGACAAAGAGUUCUCAUGUAAAGUCACUGUGGGUUCCAAGUCCACUGAGAAACGUAUCAAGAAAUCUGAAUGCAGCAAUGAAUAGUAGAAACCUGUAAAGUGAAAUGUUUUAUCUUGCACAUGCAAUAUUGUAUUUAAAGGAAGAUAAAUCCCUGUAUUCAUACAUAGAUCAUACAUAAUAGACACAGUAUAAUACAUGAAUAACAGAGAAUGUUUGAGCUUUGCAAUAUUGUUUAGAUAUUAAAUAAAGAGCAUAACAGAAAACAAAUGCUUGUAUUUCUGCAUGUUGAGGAACAUCACUGUUAGCAAUACUGAAAUAGGGUGAUUUUAGGAAAUAUGAAUUUAUCUGAUUUAAAUAGAGUACGCUACUCUGUGACGUUUUUCAGUUA